This is a messenger RNA of Xyrauchen texanus (razorback sucker), 3019 nucleotides long. RefSeq names its product lactadherin-like. Lineage: Eukaryota; Metazoa; Chordata; Actinopteri; Cypriniformes; Catostomidae. Gene Ontology annotation, molecular function: calcium ion binding. The record is from RefSeq and is a predicted model, not a curated record. The transcript is spliced from 10 exons. Bases 103 to 1542 code for a protein of 479 amino acids.
UAUUGCCCCUCUCUCGCCUGUAAUCUUGCCCGUAGUCAUAACGGCGAACGGAUUCGCAUAUAACGACUCGAGAAGUGACCCGAAAAAACACAAUUCGCCACCAUGACAACUUUCCCUAGCUUGUUUGAUAGUUUUCCACUCUUUGCGGCUUGUUUUCUUGUUGUUUCAAUCUCCACUGCCAGAGCUGACUUCUGUGAGGUGAAUGUGUGUCUGAAUGGAGGAACUUGUGUGACGGGAGAUGGGAAAGAUUCCUUUAUCUGCAUCUGCACCGACGGCUUCACUGGAAACACCUGCAACGAGACAGAGAUUGGAAACUGCAACCCUAACCCCUGUAAAAAUGAUGGUGUCUGUGAGAUCAUCGCCAACUCGCAACGAGGAGAUGUCUUCAGCGAAUACAUGUGCAAGUGUCCAAUAGGUUUUGAUGGAAUCCACUGCCAGAACAAUGUGAAUGAAUGCGCCGGCCAACCCUGUCAGAAUAAAGGCAUCUGUCGAGAUCUUGAUGGAGAUUUCACCUGUAAAUGCCCCUCCCCAUAUGUCGGAAAGCAUUGCCAACUGCGCUGCAUCUCUCUGCUGGGGAUGGAAGGAGGAGGAAUCGCAGAGUCUCAGAUCUCUGCCUCCUCUGUGUACUAUGGCAUUCUGGGGCUGCAGCGCUGGGGGUCCGAGUUGGCCCGACUGAAUAACAAGGGACUCGUUAAUGCCUGGACGUCUGCAACACAUGACAAGAAUCCCUGGAUCGAGAUCAACAUGCAGAGGAAGAUGCGUUUCACUGGCAUCAUCACCCAGGGUGCCAGUCGCAUGGGCACGGCAGAGUUCAUCAAAGCCUUUAAGGUGGCAUCAAGCUUGGAUGGGCGAACCUAUACCAUGUACAGGCUAGAGGGUCAGAACAAAGAUAUGGUCUUUGUUGGGAACAUGGACAAUGAUAGGACAAAGACCAAUUUGUUUGACCCUCCAAUCAUAGCUCAGUACGUUCGAAUCAUUCCUAUUGUGUGUCGUAAAGCCUGUACGCUGAGAAUGGAGCUGGUGGGCUGUGAACUCAAUGUGUAUUUGAACAUGACAGGUUGCUCCGAGCCACUGGGUAUCAAAUCACGUCUGAUCAAUGACGGGCAGCUGACAGCUUCCAGCACUUUCCGCACCUGGGGCAUCGAGGCCUUUACCUGGCACCCGCAUUAUGCCCGUCUGGACAAGCAGGGCAAGACCAACGCCUGGACCGCAGCCACCAAUAACCACUCAGAGUGGCUGCAGGUGGAUUUACUCCGACCAAAGCGCAUCACUGGGAUCAUAACGCAAGGAGCCAAAGACUUUGGUAAUGUGCAGUUUGUGUCAGCCUUUAAAGUGGCUCACAGUGACGACGGCAAGUACUGGACCAUAUUUAAAGAUGACAAGACGAAAACAGAUAAGAUUUUCCCUGGCAACAGUGACAACAACGUGCACAAAAAGAACGUGUUCGAGCCCCCCUUCUACUCACGAUUUGUCCGCAUCUUGCCGUGGGCGUGGCAUGAACGCAUUACCCUGCGAAUGGAGCUGCUGGGCUGUGAUGAGUAAAUCUCCUCCCACCUCUUUCUCUUCUCUUUUAUUUUUCCCUACAUUCCUUCUCCUGUGAGCCACACCUGCACUGCCUCACUCUUAGCAACAGAGGGCACCAACACCACACAACCAUGCACAGCUGGGGGACUGACUUAUCUUUCUUGCAGCUUGUGACCCACACCCACAGCCUGAAUUGUUUAGCAUUAUACAUAAAUUAUACAGUAAAUGCUAAAAUCUACAUUGAUGUUUAUUUGCCCUAGAUGUGCCCAUAUUAGGCAAUUGCUUAAUUUUAUAGAAGUGAAGAACUACAUUAAAGAAAAGAAAAAAAUACUAUAGUUUUGGAAAAAUGUAAACUGUACAUACCAAAUAUGUCAAUGUAUUUAUUUUCACAGUAGUCAUUAGUCAGUUGGGUGUAAAUGCUGUCAUAUUGUUUUAUAUCUUAGCUGAUAAAGUAGUUUAAAUUAGCAAAUUACCAAAUCAGGACUCUUAAAAAUAUUGUUGUUUUUGUUGUGCUCUAGUAUACUAAUUUGUACAUUGUGAAAAUACUAAAACUGUUUUUUUUAACAAUAUUUGCUGUAAGUCACUUAGGUUUUGACAUGUCUUAGAGCUAGACUUAUGCAUUUAAUGUGACUAGUUUUUCAGUCAAUCAUUUAUUAUCAUUUGAUUUGUAUUGUUUAAAUUUGAUUCUUUGGCCAGAGCUGCCAUGGAUCUCAGGUGCAGUUGAAUCUGUGUGCUACUGAAUUUUAUUAUUUUUAUUUUAUUUUUCCAGCAAAAUUAUGAAAUAAAACAAAAGUUUUGAUACAAACAACAUUGUACUCUCAAAAGCCAAAGUGGUCUCAUCUUUCUUGUUAUGAUGUCCUUGCAAAUGUAUAAUUUCCCUUCUAUUUAAAGUGGGGCCACACUUCAAGCAGUAUAUGCUUAGAUAUACCCAAUCACUGAUCACACAUGCAGUAUUAAAGCUCUUGCAUAUUAAGAUGCGAGGAGGGGGGUGGGUGCAAAUCUAAUUUAAUUUAUGUGGUGGCACUGAAUAUCUCAUAUGACCGUCCAGUCUACAGUGCUUUCAAAAUGAUGCAUUGUGACCCCCAACCCAUCCACUCUAAUAAAUUUACAAUUUUGGGCUUGUGCAAUAUGAUAUAAGAAUUAAGGGGAAAAUGUAUGGGCAGGAUUGCCUGAGAUGUUUUCUGAGAUGAAUUUAAGUGGGUUAUUCAAGGUAACAAACACUGAAGAAUAAUAAUAGCAUAAUCCAGCAUGGUUCUGUAUUUUGGCUGCAUGCAUUUCUUUUUUUCUUUUGUACUCAGUACCAAUUUGUACCAAUGUUAGCAUUUGAUUUUCACACAGCAUCUUUGUUAUUUCUAUUAGGUGUUUUCUUUCAAUUAUUAUUAUUAUUUUGUUUAAUGCCUCCCACUGUAACGUUCUUCUUGUGUUCACAUUGUUUAUACUAGUUGCAUUUAUGUAGUAUCUCUUGAAAUAUUUUCCUCAUGUUCUUAACUGUUGG